GAUUCACCCUCUCGUUAGCAAGUACAUCGCCGUCGCGCCCGAUAUAAUACCGACCCGCGCCUGAUGGAAAGGCAAGAUGGACGGGAUUUUACAACGACCGCUUGUCAAAGUAUUCCUGGACGGACUAGAUGAUGUUCACUCCAGUAUAAGAGCGUGCGCAACCGCUCAGCUUUUUUGCCGACCGACAACCGCCCACCAGCCACUCACCGCCUGAACCAUCUUACCUUCGAAAGUUCGCCAUGCAGUCCAACAUUCUUACGCUUUUUGUCGGGCUCGCCCUUUCUGCUCUCCUGCUGCCAGCCUCUGCUGCUUCAUUGGCGACUUCGUCCGCUCCACUGAAGACGCUGCCGUACAAUUUCACGCUCGCUGCGCUGAACACGACUCUCCCGAAUGUCAACGAUACUGGCGUGCCCCUCGUCGUCGGCUAUGACUAUUACGUCCAUGGCUCCAGUGGAUUCUCCACGUCGACGUGGGCAUCCGCGCAUGACAACGUCUUUCCCAGCCUCGGGCUAGUCCAUGGCGCUCUGCGCGCUUAUGGCAGGGACGGGUCAUGGGACGCUAACGCGUCGACAAUCAUCUCAGGGGAAUCUAUGGGCUGGAUCUCAGGGAGUAUAUAUGGACCUCUCGAGCAUGAUCAGUACACUGCGGUCCAUACGAUGCACCACAGCAAGUACGCGACGCUUGUCACGCAAGGCCAGGACGCUCUUUGGUCGCUGUGUCCGACCGGUGACUACUGGAAGAAGAACGUGGUUUAUUACAAUAUUUCCUCGCCGGAUAAGGAUUCCAAGGAUUGCUACGAGGUAGCUCUGCAGAUUGUACCCGUUCACUGAGUAUUGUGGCCUUUGUGGCGUUGAUAGUGCUGUGCACGACAUCGAUAUGACGCGGGGAGGAUGAACAAGCGACCGAAGGCUGCCCACUGGCAGGCGGCAGUUUAUAACUCAUCGUGCCGCAUCAGCUCGGUAUGCGCAGUACUAGCGUACAACAGGAAAAUAACUGCUUGC
Messenger RNA from Schizophyllum commune H4-8, 1001 nucleotides. RefSeq lists its product as uncharacterized. The record is from RefSeq and is a predicted model, not a curated record. Lineage: Eukaryota; Fungi; Basidiomycota; Agaricomycetes; Agaricales; Schizophyllaceae. The transcript has 5 exons. The coding region runs from base 240 to 830 and encodes 196 amino acids.